CGGGGUUUUAUGUCUCCUUCUCCUCUCUGAGAAGCAGCUCGUGGCAGCUCCCUGCAAAAACCCUAGCUUUUCCUCCGCCACCAGAGGCCUCCACGAUGAAGCUCGUCAGGUUCUUGAUGAAGCUGAACAACGAGACGGUGACCAUCGAGCUCAAGAACGGAACCACCGUCCACGGCACCAUCACCGGUGUUGACAUCAGCAUGAAUACUCAUCUGAAGACUGUGAAGCUCACACUGAAAGGGAAGAAUCCUGUUACCAUUGAUCACCUUAGCGUGAGGGGAAACAACAUUCGCUAUUAUAUCCUUCCUGACAGCUUAAACCUGGAGACUUUGCUGGUUGAGGAAACACCAAGGGUGAAGCCUAAGAAGCCUACUGCAGGGAAACCUAUGGGCCGUGGGCGCGGCCGUGGUCGUGGGCGCGGUCGUGGCAGGGGGCGCUGAGCUUUGCUGUACCUUGGAAAUUUUGCACUGCAUGCUUCUGUGCAAUGUAAUCUUCUUUCUUGUUGGUCGUACGAGUAAUGUUCUCAUUUGAGCUAAGACGUUGGUACUAGCUGCUCUUGAUGUGGAAUUAUGCUGGUGUUUGACCUGAUGUUUAAAAGCGUGUUAGCUUACAUUGUGAUC
Messenger RNA from Lolium rigidum, 620 nucleotides. RefSeq names its product small nuclear ribonucleoprotein SmD1a. The record is from RefSeq and is a predicted model, not a curated record. Gene Ontology annotation, biological process: spliceosomal snRNP assembly; RNA processing. Lineage: Eukaryota; Viridiplantae; Streptophyta; Magnoliopsida; Poales; Poaceae. The transcript is spliced from 4 exons. Bases 96 to 440 code for a protein of 114 amino acids. Gene Ontology annotation, molecular function: RNA binding. Gene Ontology annotation, cellular component: precatalytic spliceosome; U5 snRNP; U4 snRNP.